Cricetulus griseus (Chinese hamster) is the source of this 3090-nucleotide messenger RNA. NCBI's taxonomy places the organism in Eukaryota, Metazoa, Chordata, Mammalia, Rodentia, Cricetidae. The record is from RefSeq and is a predicted model, not a curated record.
AUGGAAGAGAGCACGGUGUUUUUGGAAGUAGAAGACCAUGUGGCAUUUUUAAUAACAGUUCCCACUGCCCUGGCAAUUUUCUUUGCCAUAUUCAUCCUUGUCUGCAUCGAGUCUGUGUUCAAGAAGCUGCUCCGCGUGUUCUCGGUGGUGAUUUGGAUAUGUCUGGUUGCCAUGGGAUACCUGUUCAUGUGCUUUGGAGGUACCGUGUCUGCCUGGGACCAGGUGUCGUUCUUCCUCUUUAUCAUCUUUGUGGUGUACACCAUGCUUCCCUUCAACAUGCGAGAUGCCGUCAUUGCCAGCGUCCUCACCUCCUCAUCCCACACCAUAGUACUGAGUGUCUACCUGUCUGCGACCCCAGGAGCCAAGGAGCACCUGUCCUGGCAGAUCCUGGCCAAUGUGAUCAUUUUCAUCUGUGGGAACUUGGCAGGAGCCUACCACAAGCACCUCAUGGAACUUGCCCUGCAGCAAACCUACCGGGACACAUGUAAUUGCAUCAAGUCCCGGAUCAAGCUGGAGUUUGAAAAACGGCAGCAGGAGCGGCUUCUACUUUCCUUGCUGCCGGCUCACAUAGCCAUGGAGAUGAAGGCUGAGAUCAUCCAGAGGCUGCAGGGCCCCAAGGCAGGCCAGAUGGAAAACACUAACAACUUUCAUAACCUGUAUGUCAAACGGCACACCAACGUGAGCAUCUUAUACGCUGACAUCGUUGGGUUCACCCGUCUUGCAAGUGACUGCUCCCCUGGGGAACUGGUCCACAUGCUGAAUGAACUCUUCGGGAAGUUUGACCAAAUCGCAAAGGAGAACGAAUGCAUGAGAAUUAAAAUUUUAGGAGACUGCUAUUACUGUGUUUCCGGACUCCCUAUAUCUCUCCCUAACCAUGCCAAGAACUGUGUGAAAAUGGGAUUGGAUAUGUGUGAAGCCAUAAAGAAAGUGAGGGAUGCUACAGGGGUUGAUAUCAACAUGCGUGUAGGAGUGCAUUCUGGGAAUGUCCUGUGUGGCGUGAUUGGUCUCCAGAAGUGGCAGUAUGAUGUAUGGUCUCAUGACGUUACUUUGGCCAACCACAUGGAAGCUGGAGGAGUCCCCGGGCGUGUUCACAUUUCUUCAGUCACUCUGGAGCACUUGAAUGGGGCUUACAAAGUGGAGGAAGGAGACGGUGAAAUAAGAGACCCAUAUUUAAAACAACACUUGGUGAAAACCUACUUCGUAAUCAACCCCAAGGGAGAGCGACGGAGCCCCCAGCACCUCUUCAGACCUCGCCACACCCUAGAUGGAGCCAAGAUGAGAGCAUCUGUUCGCAUGACCCGCUACUUGGAGUCCUGGGGAGCAGCCAAGCCCUUUGCCCAUCUGCACCACAGGGACAGUAUGACCACAGAGAACGGGAAGAUUAGCACCACGGAUGUGCCAAUGGGGCAGCAUAAUUUUCAAAACCGCACCUUAAGAACCAAGUCGCAGAAGAAAAGAUUCGAAGAGGAGCUGAAUGAAAGGAUGAUCCAAGCAAUUGAUGGGAUCAACGCACAAAAGCAAUGGCUCAAGUCUGAAGACAUUCAGAGAAUCUCCCUGCUUUUCUAUAACAAGAAUAUAGAAAAAGAAUACCGAGCCACCGCACUGCCAGCAUUCAAGUACUAUGUGACCUGCGCCUGCCUCAUCUUUCUCUGCAUCUUCAUCGUACAGAUUCUUGUGUUGCCAAAAACGUCCACCCUUGGCCUCUCCUUCGGAGCUGCGUUUCUCUCCCUCAUCUUCAUCCUCUUUGUCUGCUUCGCUGGACAGCUUUUGCAAUGUAGCAAGAAAGCCUCUGCCUCUCUCAUGUGGCUUCUGAAAUCAUCAGGCAUCAUCGCCAACCGCCCAUGGCCACGGAUCUCCCUCACGAUUGUCACCACAACCAUCAUACUAACCAUGGCUGUGUUCAACAUGUUUUUCCUGAGUGACUCUGAGGAGACAGCCCUUCCAACUGCCAAUAUGUCAAAUGCAAACUUUUCUGUCUCAGAAAACCAGGCAGCGAUUCUCCGUGCUCGAAGCUUGUUUUUCCUCCCGUACUUCAUAUACAGCUGUGUCCUGGGCUUGAUCGCCUGCUCUGUUUUCCUGAGGGUGAACUACGAGUUAAAAAUGUUGAUCAUGAUGGUGGCACUCGUGGGCUACAACACCAUUCUGCUCCACACCCACGCCCACAUCCUGGAUGCGUACAGCCAGGUCCUGUUUCAGAGACCAGGCAUUUGGAAAGACCUGAAGACCAUGGGCUCCGUGUCCCUCUCUAUAUUCUUCAUCACACUGCUCGUUCUGGGUAGACAGAGUGAAUAUUACUGUAGGUUAGACUUCUUAUGGAAGAACAAAUUCAAAAAAGAGCGGGAGGAGAUAGAAACCAUGGAGAACCUGAACCGAGUGCUGCUGGAGAACGUGCUUCCCGCGCAUGUGGCUGAACACUUCCUGGCCAGGAGCCUGAAGAACGAGGAGCUUUACCACCAGUCCUAUGAUUGUGUCUGUGUCAUGUUCGCUUCCAUUCCGGACUUCAAGGAAUUCUACACAGAAUCGGAUGUGAACAAGGAGGGCCUGGAAUGCCUUCGGCUCCUGAAUGAGAUCAUUGCUGACUUUGAUGAUCUGCUUUCCAAGCCAAAGUUCAGUGGUGUUGAAAAGAUCAAGACCAUCGGUAGCACAUACAUGGCAGCCACGGGUCUGAGUGCUGUACCAAGCCAGGAGCAUGCCCAGGAGCCUGAGCGUCAGUACAUGCACAUAGGCACCAUGGUGGAGUUUGCAUAUGCCCUAGUGGCAAAACUGGAUGCCAUCAAUAAACACUCCUUCAACGACUUCAAACUGCGAGUGGGUAUCAAUCAUGGACCUGUAAUAGCCGGUGUCAUAGGAGCUCAGAAGCCACAAUAUGACAUCUGGGGCAAUACUGUCAAUGUCGCCAGCAGGAUGGACAGCACUGGGGUCCUGGACAAAAUACAGGUGACUGAGGAGACAAGCGUCAUCCUGCAGACACUUGGCUACACAUGCACGUGUCGAGGCAUCAUCAAUGUGAAGGGGAAGGGGGACCUGAAGACGUACUUUGUAAACACAGAGAUGUCAAGGUCCCUUUCUCAGAGCAACUUGGCAUCCUGA